This is a messenger RNA of Bombina bombina (fire-bellied toad), 2649 nucleotides long. It is a transcript of the gene NPTXR, whose product is annotated as neuronal pentraxin receptor. NCBI's taxonomy places the organism in Eukaryota, Metazoa, Chordata, Amphibia, Anura, Bombinatoridae. The transcript has 6 exons. Bases 1 to 1506 code for a protein of 501 amino acids. The record is from RefSeq and is a predicted model, not a curated record.
AUGAAAGGGAGGAGGGCCCUUAAAGCUGUCACCCUGAAGUUUCUAGCCGUCUUGCUGGUGGCAGGAAUGCUUGCAUUCCUCGGUGCCAUCAUAUGUAUCAUUGCAAGUGUCCAUCCUGCAGCCAAAGGACCUGUCCAAGGUGCUGAAAAUGAAUCUUCGGCAGCAGCGCCUCUGGAGAAAAGUCUGGGAGCUCUCCAUGGUGUGAAAACUCUCUAUGGAUCCAAGGAUGCUUUCUUGGAGGUCUCAGGAUCCAAGAGCCAAGCACCUCCAAGCUUCAGCCGCCUCCUGUGCACUCCUCUAGCCAUGGAGUGCCCUUCCGAUGUACAGAGAGAUGCCCCCCAGCCUGUAGGAGAGGAUAUCCUCUUCUUGCAAACCACAGCAGAGCAGCUGAGGCAGACAGUUCUGCAGCAGAAAAAGCAGAUCCACACUGACCAGGAGGCCAUCAGGGAACUGACCAGCAAGCUCAGCCGCUGUGAAAAUGGGCUAGACAAAAGCUACAAGGAAGGGGAUGUGUGGGGAGCUAAGGAAGGAACCAUGGGGGACCUCCCUCUGGACUCCCCUCAGGCUGUACAAGAGCUGGAGGAAGCGGUGAGGACCCUAAAGGACAGGAUCGAGAAGAUUGAGUUGGAGAUUCAGCAAAGAGUACACAAUGCUUCCUCUGCCGCUUCCACCACUUCUCCUUCCCCUGUCCAUGGCAAGGACUCACUGCAGUCCAAGAUGCUGGAGCUCGAGGCACAACUUCUGGCCAAACUCCUAGAGCUGGAGAAGGAACAGACAACAGAAUCUGGGGAAAGGGAUAAACAGGACAUUGAAAAGGAAUUGAGUAUCCUGCAGAACCGUAUAGCAGAGCUGGAAAGUGGCUACCCUGGGUAUCACCCUGAGAAUUUUAAGAUCAAUUUCCCAGUCCGCACUAAUUACAUGUACGGGAGGAUGAAGAAGACCCUACCGGAGCUCUACGCUUUCACCAUAUGCAUGUGGCUAAAGGCAAAGGCCUCCUCGGGUUCUGGGACCCCUUUCUCUUAUUCUGUGCCAGGUCAGCCCAAUGAGAUUGUGCUACUUGAGUGGGGCCACAAUCCUAUGGAGUUGCUCAUUAAUGACAAGGUGACUCAGCUGCCCAUCAACCUGAAGGACGGAAUGUGGCAUCAUAUUUGCGUGUCCUGGACCACAAGAGAUGGAAUGUGGACGGCCUACCAGGAUGGCAAAAAGAAGGGAUCUAAUGACAACCUGUCUGCCUGGCACCCGAUCAAACCUGAUGGCGUCAUUAUACUAGGGCAGGAGCAGGACACCCUUGGAGGACGCUUUGAUGCCACUCAGGCAUUUGUGGGAGACGUUGCCCAGUUUAACAUGUGGGACCGCGCUCUCAGUGCAGCGGAAAUCGAAGGCAUUGCCAACUGCACAUCGCCCUUCCCUGGCAACCUCAUCCACUGGGAUGACCGACAAGUAGAUGUCUUUGGGGGAGCCACAAAGGGCCCAUUUGAGAGUUGUGAGGAACGCCUCAGUCGUUAAACCAGCCAACCCUGCGAGCCCCACUAUCUGCCAUCCAUUCACCCCCUCAGAAUCACCAUUGCAGGAUUUCACAGCUUUCUACAACACAUGAUACAAAACCUGCUUGUGUUGUUCACCACAAGAUAAAAAUAAACACUGUGUCUGUGUGUGAUUGGUUAUAAAGAUGCGAGGGUUAGAAGGUACUCCGGGUAAACCAGUCUUGUGUGUGAGAUGCUAACAGUCUGUGUAUUUAUAUUUAAUAACCAGAUAAUUAGCAGACCGGUGAUAAUACAGUCUCUCUUUUUCUAAGCCAUAGAUAUAUGGGUCAAUUGAGACAACAUGGCCUUUAUAUUGCUCUGAAAAUCACUAAACAAUUGCAGCACUGAGGCUGUUAGUUAUAAAUUAUAUAUUGUAUUUUUAUUUGGAUUGUGGAUCAGUUUAGAAGUAAAGAGGGAACUGUUCUCCCUAGCACAAAUAAUGUUCACAAUUAUUAAAAAGAAAUGUGAUUAAUAACACUGUGCGUCCUAUUAAUGUUCAGAAUGGCUUCUUCUUUUAGGAUUAAUCAGACCUGGUCUAUAUGUCAUCCAAGUAAGAUUGUAGCUUCACCAGAAAAUGCCCCUAGCCCUUCUGCUUUACGAGAGGUCUGUUGAACCAAUGGGAUAAUCUACUCAAUUAGAGUAUCCACCCAAAUACUUAUUAUGAAUGAUUUAGUGUCUCUCACUGGUCCAACUGACACACAAACUGCACAAAGCUUAGAAAUGUAAUUGGGUGUACAGUAUGGGUGGCGUUUGUGAUAUCACAACCAUGAUGCACUGUGACAUCAGACAUUACAGCCAUGAACUCCCACAUAAUCUCCCGAGAUUCCUGUUAUAUGUGUUACUCUGGGCCUACAUACUUAUCGCUCCGCACAAUCAGUGUCCAGAAACUCCUUACCCAGUUCCAUUCCCCAUCUCUCUCUCUCUCUUUGUCCCAUUAAGCAUUUUUAUUCUAUUUGACAUCCUUAUCCCAUCUUCAAUCUUCUGCCAACCUUACAAUUUCGUAUUCCUGCUCUCACUCCCACCCCAGCUUGCUCUUUUGGUACAUUUGUGAACUGUCUAUUUUGUAUAUUACUAGUGUUGGAAAAUAAAGAUGAAGUUGUGUUUGUUUACAUUUUUUUUAAGAGAA